Molecule: messenger RNA, 1747 nt
Organism: Zea mays
Lineage: Eukaryota; Viridiplantae; Streptophyta; Magnoliopsida; Poales; Poaceae
Exons: 2
Coding region: 291-1424 (377 amino acids)
Molecular function (GO): zinc ion binding; nucleic acid binding
Source: RefSeq, a predicted model, not a curated record
GUUUUAUUGUGUUGUUAUUUUCAGCAUUGAUAUUAUUUGUGCCUAGUUAUUUCUUACUAUUGUGCAAGCUGAUUAUUUAAGUUCAUUAUUGUUCCUUAAUUCUUAUGCACACUGUUUUGAUCUUAAUAUUCAUGCUUGAUUUCUAGGCUCAUAAUAUUUGAUCUAAAACCCUGAUUUGGUAAGAUAGGACUGUCACGUUAGUCGAGGAUCUUUGAUCACCCUUUAGCGUUGGAGGGCUGUCUAUUGCAGCAACCCGCUAUUUUGAGAGCAAUAUUUUAAUAUAAACAAUCAUGUUUAUUUGUUUAAUCUGCCUUCUUCAUCUACCUGCCAUGUUUAAUUUGCAAAUGGAUUUGAGUAGCUAUAUUACAUGUUUUCAUGUCCUGGAAUUGCUACUGUUCAUUGCUGUUAUAAUUACAUAUGACAUUUAUCUGAGUUAUAUGCUUGUUUUAUUCGGAAUUAGUAUAUGUAAUCUAUUUAAAUAUGUAGAAAGCAUGUCACUUAUUCCUCUAAAUUUACAACAAUCCAGAAAACCAACUCCUAUUAUGGCCUCCAGUUCGGAUGUCAUUAAGCCUGAAGCGUUCGACGGCGCAAGCUUUAAGCGCUGGCAGAUUAAGACUCGCAUGUGGCUCACUGACCUAAAAUUAUUUUGGGUAGUGACAUCGGCUGUUCCCCAGGCUGCAUCAGAUGAUUCUGAUGAUGCAGCGAAGGCCGCCGCACUAGCGGAGAAGGCCAAGUGGGAUGAAGCCAAUGAGGCAUGUUUGUCUCGUCUGCUGAACGUCUUGUCGAACCGCUUAUUUGACGUGUACUCUCGUUUUACCUCCGCCAAGGGUCUAUGGACUGAACUUGAGAACGAGUUCUCUGAAGUUGACAAUGGCAAUGAGUCAUUCACAACGGAAAACUACCUCAACUAUAAAAUGGUUGAGGGAAGGUCUGUUAUGGAGCAGCUACAGGAGAUUCAACUCCUUGUUAGGGACUUGGUCCAAUAUGGUUGCGUCCUACCAGACAGUUUUCAGGUGAAUGCAAUACUGGCAAAGCUCCCGCCUUCUUGGCGAGACUUUGUGACUUCACGCCGCCACAUGAAGAAGCAAUUGACUCUCACUGAGUUGUCAGCUGCGAUUAAUGUGGAAGAGCGUGCAAGGUCCAGUAACAAGCUAUCCCAGCAACUCCAGGCUCACGUUGUUGAGAAGGGUGGAGAUAGAAAAUUCCAGAAGAAGAAGAACUCUCCACAGAAGAAUAUGAACCAACCUAAGUCCAAAAAGAUGAAGAAGAAAAAGGAGGACUUUAUCUGCUACGUUUGUGGUGUCUCCGGGCAUACAGCUCGGAGAUGCAAACUCAGGAAGGGAAAAGGUCCUCCACCUCAGCGCAAAGAAGGGAACGUGGUGGUUAACUCCACCCCAGGGGAUACAACAGCGCACCAGUCUUGAUGGGAAAUGGUGUUCCGGCAGCAGUUCGAGGUACUGGACAGGUCUACCUGAAGUUAACUUCAGGAAAGACGCUCGUGCUGAAGGACGUACUCUAUGUGCCAUCGAUGAGCCGGAACCUCAUUUCAGUGUCGCUGCUAUGUCGACAGGGUCUCAAAUUAGUGUUUGAGUCUAAUAAAGUGGUCCUGUCUAAGUUUGGUACUUUUGUUGGAAAGUCAUAUGAGUCAGGCGGUUUGUUCUGUCUUUCUGUUUUGAAUAAUCAUUCUUCUUACCAUGUUAAUGUGGUCUGUAAUAACGAUUCCAUUAAUAAUAUAUGGCAUUCCCGU